AGCGUCGUCUUCGAGUCAGUGGUAAUUUGGUUCUUGAAGAAGUAUCUUGCAGCUGGAAGAGAAGUUUCACAGGAGGUUCAAGUGAGAACAGAAAUAAGCCAAAAGUGUAUUGAUAACUUGAAAGGAAACAUAAAAAAAGAACAAGUAAGGACUCUCUAGUGAGGUGCAGUGAAGUGAUAAAAAGGAAUACGAAAACGCACACAGUGAAGUGAUUCAAAAUCGGUUUGAUACUGUGACAAGCUAAAAAAGAGGUGGUUCAACCAAAAAAAAAAAAAAGACAAUAAGCAUAAACACUUGGACUUGUAUUAGUGAGUGUUUGACUGGAACGAAAGGUUGCGAAAAUGGUCUUAAGAAGCAAGGAAUUCGCCCGUUACAUCUUCCAGAAUCAGCACAAAUUGAUUCAGCAGUUGUUGCAGACGCAGGUUCGUCUGUGCAGCGGAGGUUUCCAACAGGUGCAGCAAGCGUUGCGCACCGAUGAGUAUGAGGCACCCCGGAUUACGCAGGCUGCACCGACGGCGGCCCCAUUCCCGAUGACUGUCGAACAUGCAUCCGACUUGGGAGAACUAUUCAAGCACUCCGAUCUGUCGGUUCGGUUGGCAGCACCGCACCAGCUGCACCCGAAACCGGACGCUGACGAUCUGGCCUUCGGUAAGCACUUCACCGAUCACAUGCUGAAAAUUGGCUACCACCGGCGCCUUGGCGGUUGGCAGAAACCGGAAAUCACCCCGCUGGAAUCGUUGAACCUGCAUCCGGCCGCUAAGGUUUUCCACUACGCAGUUGAGCUCUUCGAAGGCAUGAAGGCAUACCGCGGCGUGGAUGGCCGGAUUCGGCUUUUCCGGCCCAACAUGAACAUGGCGCGUAUGAACGUCACAGCACAACGGUCCGGACUGCCGACGUUCGACGGCGAAGAACUGAUCAAAUCGAUCAGCCGGUUAAUCCUGAUCGAUUCCGAGUGGGUUCCGCACACCCAAACUGCUAGCCUCUAUCUACGACCAACGCUGAUCGGAAUUGAGCCAACCCUCGGAGUUGCUUCAUCGGAAUCUGCUUUGUUGUAUACGAUUUUGUCACCGGCCGGAUCGUACUUUAAGCCCGGUGCCGGAGGCUUGAAGCUGUAUGCCAAUCCGAACUACGCUCGAGCUUGGCCUGGCGGCGUUGGAGACUGCAAGGUCGGUUCCAACUAUGGUCCUACGAUUCACGUCCAGAAGGAGGCCCUCAAAAGCGGCUGCCAUCAGGUGCUGUGGCUGUACGGAGACGAUCAUCAGUUGACGGAAGUUGGAGUGAUGAACAUUUUUAUGCUGUACCUCAACGACGAUGGAGAGAAAUGCCUAGUCACACCACCUUUGGAUGGGCUGAUUUUGCCGGGAAUCACACGUGACUCUGUGCUUCGGUUGUGCCGCGAGUGGGGAGAGUUCCAAGUGAAGGAAGAAAAGUUUACCAUGCCACAGGUUCGCAAGCUGGCUCAAAAAGGAAGGUUGCUGGAACUGUUCGGAGCCGGUACCGCAACCGUCAUCAGCCCGAUCGAGGGCAUUCAGUAUGAGAGUGAGGAAAUCACAGUGCCGACCGUGCGACAGGAAUCUGCGCUAUACCAACGGUUGUACGAUACGCUGACGGGAAUUCAGUACGGAAAGAUCGAGCAUCCGUGGUCGGUGGCGAUAGACUGAUUUGCUGCACUACUAGCAGUAGCAGAAGUAGGUGUAGAAUAGGCAGCAUUCCGAGAGGGAUGCUGAAUGUUUAGAGUAAGUGGCUACGGAUAGACGGAGUUAGCUCGAAAGGAAAAUAUUGGUUUACCGACUAUUGUCGGAAGCAGCAUGUGUAAAUAUUAGUUAAGAUUCGUGCGAUUAAGGAUUCUCCUAGUUAUUUAGAGUCAAAGAGUUAGAUCAAAUGUUAAUGAUCAUAACUAGCAUGUAGGAUUGCUUGUUUUCAACAAACGUUCCAAGCGAACUCAAAGUGCCUUCUAGGAGGAAACUAGACAUCGUCAUAUGUAUUUAUUGCUAUUACAUAAACGUUUGUGAUUCGUCAUUUAUGGUCUCUUUCAUCUCAUAGAUCUACUUAAAGCUAAACGGUUCAAUCCAGGUUACGAAUGUGCAAGCAGCAUUGACUAGAAUUUAUAGGUUCAGCCAAGGUUAGUUGUCCUCACUAUCGGUUAAAUGAUGUAAUGAUUUUUCUGAAGAACAACUAAGAAAUCAUCAUUUGUUGCAAUACUCGAAUCAGCCGAAACGGUAAUCAUUUCCAAAUAAAAAUGAACCAUUUCAGCAUUCUUCGCCCUACUUUGCUUGAGGCCACGCGAUUGAAAUAUUUCGCCUGAAAUAUUUCACGAAUGUGCUUUUAACUUCGCGAGAGCGAGAGUACCAGCCGGCGGGUGAGAGAGAUUAUCCGUUUUGUGGGCAGAAAAAUCAGCUAAGCUUUCGCCUUUGCUAGUUGGAAGCUCGAAGUCCAAAUUGUGGAAUACUUCCCCGCAUGUAAAAUCGUUCAUUUUCCGUUCGUUAGGCCUGCUUUCUGUUAUUUCUAGGAUAAAAUUGUAAAUUUGCUAAACCACCCUGCGGCCCGGCAGCGGUUGGCUGGUUUGUCGUACAAAAUGAAAAAGUGCAUUUCAAAUUUCUGUAAAUAAAUUGGUUAAAGCUUAAGUAUAUGGACACCGCGGUUGGGAACUUACUCCGGUGAUCGUGACAGGAGGAACCGACGGUUUUUGUGCUCUAGUUGUGUAGCUUAGUUGAAGUCCCUUGCUGUGGCUUAUCUGUAGGAUAAUCCACCUCUUUUGUACUAAAAGUGGCGAUAAAACAAAAUGUAAAAGACAGAAAAAUAUACAUUGUUUUCAUAAGUAA
This is a messenger RNA of Wyeomyia smithii (pitcher-plant mosquito), 2822 nucleotides long. RefSeq names its product branched-chain-amino-acid aminotransferase, cytosolic (gene Bcat). Gene Ontology annotation, biological process: L-valine biosynthetic process; L-leucine biosynthetic process. Gene Ontology annotation, cellular component: mitochondrion. The record is from RefSeq and is a predicted model, not a curated record. NCBI's taxonomy places the organism in Eukaryota, Metazoa, Arthropoda, Insecta, Diptera, Culicidae. Gene Ontology annotation, molecular function: branched-chain-amino-acid:2-oxoglutarate transaminase activity. Bases 342 to 1661 code for a protein of 439 amino acids. The transcript is spliced from 7 exons.